This is a messenger RNA of Cordyceps militaris CM01, 1026 nucleotides long. RefSeq lists its product as uncharacterized. The coding region runs from base 1 to 1026 and encodes 341 amino acids. The record is from RefSeq and is a predicted model, not a curated record. The transcript has 2 exons. NCBI's taxonomy places the organism in Eukaryota, Fungi, Ascomycota, Sordariomycetes, Hypocreales, Cordycipitaceae.
AUGUCCCGCUUGGAUCUACUCGAUCGAUUCCAACGUACAUCAUGCAGCUUGUCAUGCCACAAAUUGAUUCUAACAAGAGCUUCCUCUAGCCGUGCCAAGGAUCGAUCGUGGUUUGGUGACGACUACCAGACCAUCAGCAGCGUCCUGGGCGUCAAGUAUGCCAGCACGACGCUGAACAGCGCCGUCAUCGGCAUCGGCACGGUCGAUCUGCCCGUCAAACGCCGACCGGACGCGCGCGGUAAGCAGUCACACGCGGUGCUGCGGUUGCGCAACGUCCUCCACGUGCCGAGCUGCCUCUGCAACGUGAUCGGGACGUCUCUCGGCGACAACUACGUCCUGCGGCCCGGCCGCGACGGCACCCGCGAAAUCACGGACAGCAAGGGCCGUUCGGUCGCAUACUUGCAGCCGUCACCGCAGCAGGCCCCGUGCGGCAACACGCUACUUCAGCUGCGCCUGAGCGGACCCCCCAUCGGCCCCCGCGUCGGUCCGUCGCCCUUUAAGCCCGCGACAUCGUACAAGAUAAGCGCGUGGUGGCACGACGAUGAACGCGAAAGGGUGCUGCGCCUGCUGGGCACCGCCGGCAGCACCAAGUCACUGGUCACGCGGUCCGCCGCCGCCUCCUUUAACGCGGAGGAGCGCGCGUGGAUCAAGAAGGCGCACGGCAGCAUCUGGGCCUUUAUGCGGGCUCACAAGCUCCGCGGCGGUAGCGAGGAUGACGCCGCCACGGCGCGGCACAUUAUUCGGUCAUUUACAGAGCCGGCCAAGGUGGCCGCCGCCGCUGCCGCCGCCGCGCAAAGCAGUGUCGACAGCGGGCUGGGUAUGGACGGGUCGGUGGUGGGGAGAGGCAUCGUUGCCGAGGCUGACAAGCACUUUGGGCCGGCGGAACUCGCCUGGGUCCGGGAGAGAUACGGUGACGGGCUCUCCUUCAUGGUGAGUCUGCGACUGAGGUUCUUGGAGGCCGGUGACGGGCGCAAGGCCAACAAAGUCGCUGCGAUCCUUAUGUCAACCACCUCCGACACGGGAUAA